This is a messenger RNA of Salvia hispanica, 2654 nucleotides long. It is a transcript of the gene CCR3, whose product is annotated as CRINKLY4 related 3. Gene Ontology annotation, molecular function: protein kinase activity; ATP binding. NCBI's taxonomy places the organism in Eukaryota, Viridiplantae, Streptophyta, Magnoliopsida, Lamiales, Lamiaceae. The record is from RefSeq and is a predicted model, not a curated record. Gene Ontology annotation, biological process: protein phosphorylation.
UACAAUUUGUGUUGUCUCUCUCUCUAGCAAAUGAGGAGGCAUUUCAACAACUCUCCUCAUAGAUGACGAGAUCCUUUUUGGGCAUCAUAUCCGCCACCAUUCUACUCCUUUUCUCCGUGAUUCCUCCGCCGCCAGCCUCCGCGCUCGGCGGCUCCGGCGCCACCAUCGCCGCCGUGUACGGAUCCUCCACCACCGUCUGCUCCAUAGCAGCCGAACAAGCCAUCCAACAAAUCCAGUGCUGGAGGGAUGGCCAAUUGCUGCCCCCAAUCCUCCCUACCGUCUCCUUCGAUUACCUCGCCGGCGGCCGUGACACUCUCUGCGCCGUCCGCUCCGGCGGCCUCAGCCUCCUCUGCUGGAACACCACCUUCGCCCCCAAACGCAUCUACAACACCUCCUCCGCCCCCCUCACCUCCCUCGCAAUCGGAGACGCCCAAAUCUGCGCAUUGAGGAAUACUACUUCCGAUUCUGCAAUUUGCUGGCGCGGAAAUUCCGUUCAAUUUCCCGAUCGAUUUCGCAUGAUUUCGUCGGGGCUCCGAUUUUCCUGCGGUGUUACUGAGACUACCAACAGAGUUUUGUGUUGGGGCGACGGCGGCGGCUCUUCAUCUUCAGUCCAAUUAGAUUUUGCAAAUUUGUCAAUGUUCAAUAUCCACGUCGGCGGGAAUCACGCCUGCGGAAUUGACGUCUUAGGAAUCGUGAUUUGCAAAGGCAGCAACGACACCGGUCAACUGAAUAUACCGGCCAACACCUCCGGCGAUUACAGAGACCUCGCGCUCGGAGCGAGCCACACGUGCGCGAUCACGAGGUCCAACGGCAGCGUGGUGUGCUGGGGCGGAGAUGACAGAGAGUUCUCGAGCAGCAUUACCGAUGGAAUCUCUUUCGAAUCGAUUGUUGCAGGUUUCAAUUUCACCUGUGGAUUGACUCGCCGCAACUUCUCCGUCGUCUGCUGGGGCGCCGGAUGGCCUACCAGCGCCAACAACUUGCUGCCGCUGCAGAAGACUCUCCCCGGGCCCUGCGUCCAGACGCCGUGCUCCUGCGGCGAGUAUCCCGAUUACGAGACGCUCUGCGUUGGAGACGGCCAUAUCUGCGCUCCUUGUGAUCCGAUUUCCGCCGAUCCUGCUCUGCCUCCGCCUAGAAGCACUAGUCCUUCUCGGGGGCUGAGAAGGGGCUUAUUAGCGUUCGCAAUUGUAGGAUCCGUCGGCGGCUUCGCAGGGAUUUGCUCUGUGGUUUACUGUCUCUGGCGUAGCGGCGUUUGUUUCGGGAAGAAGAAGGUGCACAAUUCCGUACAGCCGACGAUCACCAAUUCGGGCAGCAAUCCGCCGUCGCGAUCGUCGACGCUGCGGCGGCAGGCGUCGAUCCUGAUGCGGCGGCAGCGGAGCGGCACGUCGUCGAAGCAGCACGCCGACAAGGCGGCGGAGUUUCUCUUCUCCGAUCUGGCCGAGGCCACGCGAAACUUCGCCGCCGAGAAUAGAAUCGGCGCCGGCAGCUUCGGCGUGGUGUACAGAGGGAAACUCCCCAACGGCCGCGAGGUGGCGAUCAAGCGGAGCGAAUCGGGGUCGAAAGCGAAGAAAUUCCAGGAGAAGGAAAACGCGUUCGAAUCGGAGAUCUCGUUUCUCUCGCGAUUGCAUCACAAGCAUUUAGUUAAAUUAGUAGGCUACUGCGAGGAGAAAGAAGAGAGGCUUCUGGUUUACGAUUUCAUGAAAAAUGGAGCUCUCUACGAUCACCUCCACAGCAAGAGCAACGUCGAGAAAAGCAGCAGCGUCAUCAAUUCAUGGCGGAUGAGGAUCAAAAUCGCUCUCGACGCCGCCCGCGGCGUCGAGUACCUCCACAGCUACGCGGUCCCCCCGAUCAUCCACCGUGACAUCAAGUCCUCCAACAUCCUCCUGGACGCCAGCUGGACGGCGAGGGUGUCCGAUUUCGGCCUAUCCCUAAUGGGGCCGGAGGACGAGAGGGACUACCGGCCCAUGAAGGCCGCGGGCACGGUCGGGUACAUUGACCCCGAGUAUUACGGGCUCAAUGUGCUGACGGUGAAGAGCGACGUGUAUGGCUUUGGGGUGGUGUUGCUGGAGCUAUUGACCGGGAAGCGGGCGAUUUUCAAGAACGCGGACGAGGGUGGAGCGCCGGUGAGCGUGGUGGACUACGCCGUGCCAGCGAUCAUGGCCGGGGAAGUGGGCCGGAUCCUGGACAGGCGGGUUGGGGCGGCCGAGGUGAACGAGAUGGAGGCGGUGGAGCUGGUGGCGUACACGGCGAGGCAUUGUGUGCAUUUGGAAGGGAAGGAUAGGCCUUCCAUGAGUGACAUUAUCAUUAAUUUGGAUCGAGCUUUGGGUCUGUGUGAAGAGAGCCAUGGUAGCAUUUCCAGCGGGACAAUUUCCAUCGCUUCGGAUUGAAUUCUUUUCAAAUUCUUUUUGACCUAUUUUUUUUGUUUUAGGUUUAGCAUUUUGUAAAUUCACGUUUAUUUUUCUAUACCAAAAAUGUUAGAUUAUUGGCUUUGCUUUGGCUGUGAAAAGAAUUCCAGAAGAAACCAAACCAAAUAAUCGAAAACAAAAUGUGUAAUUGAUGCUAGAAUUUCAAGUGUAGGUGCCACGAAUGGCCAAGUCUCAAAUGAAUUUUAUUUUCUUUGUACCCAUUAAUUUACUCAGUGCUGUUUUACUUUUCAA